CCCUCCUCCACCGCGCGCUCUCGCUUGCUUUACCCCACCACUCACAUCGCUCACCCCACCGCUUCGUAUCGCUACACGACCCACCUCAACGCCGACUUCCGCUGCGGACGAACGAACUGGAUCACACAACAUACGCGCGACGCACUAGCACACGAACUUUGCAAGACAUGGACACGCCACUGACGCUCGACCGACUGCCCGCGGAGAUCCUCCUGGAAGUCGCGAGCUAUCUCAGCUCAGGCUCCGACGUCCUGCAGCUCAGCCUAGUCUCCUCAGCCACCUACGCGAAAGUCGUCCCCGCGCUCUACGCCGACGUCGAGCUGCGCGGCGCCGAGCAGUGCGAGCGCACGCUCGCCAUGCUCGUGCGCUGCCCCGCCGUCGCCCGACACAUCCGGCGGCUCGCCGUCUUCCCGGAGGACGACCCUGCGCGUCUGCGCGGCCGCAUGCGGGCCUGGGACAGCGCGGGGGUCGUCUCGCGCGCGGUGAUGAAGGUCGCGCGCCACCUGGACGCGCUCGCGCGCUUUGAGUGGGACGGGGAGGACAUGUUGCCUGACGACCGCAUGUGGUCUGAGCUUCGCGGGAGAUGUCCGCGGCUUCGGCAUGUUGGGACCACAUUCGGGUGCUUCCUGCCUCGUCCAACGAGCUCGCUGCUGCAAUUUUCCGAUUUGAGCGGAUUUUCGCUCACGCUCAAAGACGGCUUCUAUGCGCACUCACUACAUUUGCCGUCCAGAGAGAGCGAGCCCGUCUUCAGACGUCUCUGGGACAUGCUCACUCUCCGCUGUCCGGACCUUGAGUCUCUCAGAAUCAUAGGGAAUACGUCUGAACCUUCCGAUGCCGCCCGGCUGUACACCGCAACUUGGCCGAAGCUCCGACAUCUGGCAUUCGGCGCAGCCGUUUGUAAUACGACCACGCCAGGGCAUGCGAAUCGGGACUUUGUAGAUUUUCUCGAGCGCCACCCGGCACUCGAGAGUCUACACCUGCUUGGCCGUCCUAGCUCUAACCAGGUGGACCUAUCCGCGCUAUCUCCCGAUGCAUUGCCCAACCUCAAAGAAUUCAGCGGUACCUUCAAUCUGCUGCGCAUGCUCGUCGACCGGUCCCACCAAUCAGACCCAGCUGCCCCACCAAAUUUCGCACAGGCUCCGGCAGCAAUACCCAAUCCCAACCAGGACCAGUCGGCCGUUGCUCACAAUCCGCUCUCCAAGACGCUGCAGCGGCUAUGCUUCCCGCACGCGAUGCACCUCCGCGACUUGACGCCGCUCGUCAUCUCCCGCGUUCUGCAAGGCCUGCACGCCCUCACGUCGAUGAAGGUGACGUUCGCCAUUCAGGGCGGGUACGACAGCAACGGGAUAUUCCGCACCAUCGUUGCGUCGUGCCCACACCUCCUCGACCUAGACAUCACGUGCACCAACCGGCCGUCGUUCUUCCUGGAUGCGUUCGCAAACUCGCUCCGCGGGCUCCCCCGCCUCCGCACCCUGUCGCUCUCCCUCGUCCGCAUGGCCGGCGAAGAACCCAUGCACGUAGGCGCCUCCCGCAUCGCGCUCGCGAACCCGCGCCUCAAGUCCUUCUCCAUCGCCUUCAUCCCCGCGCACGGCGCUCCUAGCAACAACAUCAACAACGCCCCCGCCGCCCUCUCCAGCGUGUACGCAGACCAGCCCCCCGCGCCGCUCGAGCAGGGCACGUUCGAGCUCACGUCGGACGUGCACGGCAUCCCCGUCUGCCUCGCGGUCCACCAGCGCUGCGCCGCGCUCUGGCCAUGGCAGCGGCACGCAGGGGCGGGCACGAACUUCGGCGCGGGAGUCGGCGCGGGCGUCGCGGAGCCGCGCAUGUGCGUGAGGAGGUGGGUGUGCGACCUGCGGCCGAGCGGGCACCCGGACGUGGCGCAGAAGGGCGUAGGGGAGCUGUUGGUGGAGCGGAGCCCCGCGGGGGAGGAGGCGCGGCUGAUGGUGUUCUGCCUGUGCUUGCUGUUGCUUACCGUCUGGGCGCUGACGAACAAGGCGGCGCGGUAG
This is a messenger RNA of Dichomitus squalens LYAD-421 SS1, 2006 nucleotides long. RefSeq lists its product as uncharacterized. Lineage: Eukaryota; Fungi; Basidiomycota; Agaricomycetes; Polyporales; Polyporaceae. Gene Ontology annotation, molecular function: protein binding. The transcript has 7 exons. Bases 168 to 2006 code for a protein of 612 amino acids. The record is from RefSeq and is a predicted model, not a curated record.